Molecule: messenger RNA, 1724 nt
Organism: Hevea brasiliensis (rubber tree)
Lineage: Eukaryota; Viridiplantae; Streptophyta; Magnoliopsida; Malpighiales; Euphorbiaceae
Product: transcription factor MYB17
Exons: 4
Coding region: 315-1238 (307 amino acids)
Source: RefSeq, a predicted model, not a curated record
GAUGACGUUUGAUUACUGGUGUGGGUCUCUUCAGUUCAGGUUUCACUAACAUUGCAAAGGGUUAUAAUAAUGAGUUAAUUACUAACCUCGAGGUGUUUGAAGUAAAAGAAAUAAAAUGUGUUAUUCGUGUCAACAAGGAAUUAGGGUGGCACAGGAUUUUCGUGCAAGAAGAGGCAGAGUUAUCAGUCAGCCACUAGUGCAUCUUGCGUUUCCAAUGCUCACAGAAAGAGCAUUGACCAAACGGAAUUCUGUAUAAUCAUUUUAUUUUUAGAGUUUGUUUUGAGAAGAGAAACAGAAGAAGCUCGCUCACUUUGAUGACAUCUCUUGAGAAGAAGACCAGAGCACAAAGGGAAGAGGAGGUGAAAAAGAAGAAGAUGGGAAGAACUCCUUGUUGCGAUAAAGAUGGAGUGAAGAAAGGAGCUUGGAGCCCCGAAGAAGACAGAAUCUUGGUUCAAUACAUCCAGAAACAUGGUCAUGGUAGUUGGCGCUCCCUCCCUAAGAAUGCAGGUCUGCUUCGAUGUGGAAAGAGCUGCCGUCUACGAUGGACAAACUAUCUUCGCCCCGACAUUAAACGAGGCCCAUUUACUCCUGAAGAAGAAGCUACCAUUAUUCAACUUCAUGGCAUGCUUGGUAACAAGUGGGCAUCCAUAGCAUCCCAAUUACCAGGGAGAACUGACAAUGAGAUUAAGAACUUCUGGAACACACAUCUGAAGAAGCGUGUCUCUACCUUAGAUCAAAAGUUGCAGAUUUCUUGCUCUUCUUCUGAGCCUAUCAAUAUAAAAUGUGAGUCUCCGUCAACCCGGCACAUGAUACAAUGGGAGAGCGCCAGGGUUGAGGCUGAGGCCCGUCUGUCAAUGGAAUCAUUGUUGCUUAACCCAUCAUCAUCAGUUAAGAUGGAAUAUGAUUACUUUCUCCAGUUAUGGAACUCUGAAGUUGGGGAAUCGUUUCGCAAUAUCAAGGGAAAAGAUGGGGAAGAGUGUGAAAGUCCUAUCUCGCAAGCAUCUUCAUCUACAAAAUUUGGGUCUGUUUCAAUUGACAAUGAGAAUAUGGUUCAAAUGAUGUCCAUUAAACAGGAGGGCGCUCAUGAACAAAAGGAUAACUGCAAACCAAAUGCGGAUAUCAUAACUGGUUCAGAUUCGAUCAGCUCUAAUGAAUUUAUGGAUUAUUCAGAUACAGUAUUGAAGAUGCUGUUGGAUGUUCCAGUUGGCAAUGGUAUGGAAUUCACGGAAGGAAACUGAAAAUUUUACCAGCUAUCUCAAUCUUAAUUGUGAUUGAGACUGUUUUCUCUAAACUUUCUGCUUUUUUGGUGUGUUACCGUUCGAAGGGCAAUAUCGAAGCAGUCAAGCAGAUGAUUUUUGGCUGCGCUUUUUCUGUAUUGCCUUUGGACAUCUAACAUACAGUGCAGCUAGUUCCUUUUUUUUUUUUUCCUUUGUCAAUGCUAAAAGGGAACAAGGAUCUGAAAUCAAGUGGAGUCACAGUAGGAAACAUAAGUAGGAUAAAAGGCAAGUUUUUUAGUUCUCCGCUCAUCCAAAGUUUUCAGGGAUUUUUUUGUGCAUUUUGUUACAAUGCAACUGAUCUUGAUAGGUUUCGAGCGCUACUCAUUGAUGCUUCCUGUAUAUAAAAUACUUAUUGGGCUAGGUAGUUCCGUUUCUGGUUUAUCUUUCAGGAAGUGUAUUUGAACCCGUGAAUUUCAGAAGAUUAUAUGUCAAUUACUACUUCAUUGA